AUGAGUCUUUGGGAAGGUAACAGAAUUAAGGAUAUUAACGAAGCUGAUUUCGGUAGAAAGGAAAUUGAAAUCGCUGAAGUUGAAAUGCCUGGUUUGAUGGCUUGCAGAGAAGAAUUCGGACCCAGCCAAAUUUUGAAGGGUGCUAGAAUUACUGGUUCUUUACAUAUGACCAUCUAAACUGCUGUCCUCAUCGAAACCUUACACAAGUUGGGUGCUGACCUCAGAUGGUGCUCUUGCAACAUUUUCUCCACUCAAGAUCACGCUGCUGCCGCUAUUGCUAAGGCUGGUUCUGCUAAGGUCUUCGCCUGGAAGGGUGAAAACCUCCAAGAAUAUUGGGAACUCACCUUUGAAGCUUUGAACUUCCCUAAUAACCAAGGUCCUACCAUCCUCGUCGAUGAUGGUGGUGAUGCCACUAUGAUGAUCUUAGAAGGUGCUAAGUGGGAAAAGAUCUACGAAGAAAGAAAGGAAUUACCCGAUCCCGCUAGAUACGAAACUGAAGAUGAAAAGAACCUCUACGCUGUCCUCAAGAGAACCAUCCCUGAAGAUCCUACCAGAUGGAGAAGAUGCAUCAAGGACUUAGCUGGUGUUUCUGAAGAAACCACCACCGGUGUCCACAGACUCUACCAAAUCGCCAAGAAGGGUGAACUCCCCUUCCCCGCCAUCAACGUUAACGACUCUGUCACCAAGUCUAAGUUCGAUAACGUCUAUGGUUGCAGACACUCUCUCCCCGAUGGUAUCUUCAGAGCCACUGAUGUUAUGAUUGCUGGUAAGAAGGUCGUUAUCUGCGGUUUUGGUGAUGUCGGUAAAGGUUGCGCUGAAGCUAUGGUUGGAUGCGGUGCUAGAGUCUACGUUACUGAAAUCGAUCCCAUCUGUGCCUUACAAGCUUGCAUGAAGGGUCUCUAAGUCGUUAGACUUGAAUCCGUCCUCAAGGAAGCUGAUAUCUUCAUUACCACCACUGGUAACAAGAACAUCAUCAUGGCUGAACACAUGGCUUAAAUGAAGAACAACGCCAUCGUCGGUAACAUUGGUCACUUCGAUAACGAAAUCGACUACCACGGUCUCUGCAACUGGCCUGAAAUCAAGAAGGUUGAAAUCAAGCCUUAAGUCGAAAGAUUCUAAUUCCCCGAUGGUCACGGUGUUAUCAUGUUAGCUCAAGGUAGACUCCUCAACUUAGGUUGUGCCACUGGUCACCCUUCUUUCGUUAUGUCUAACUCUUUCACUAACUAAACCCUCGCUUAAAUCGAACUAUGGACCAACAGAAACACUGGUAAAUACAAAAACGAAGUUUACAAGCUCCCCAAGGAACUCGACGAAAAGGUCGCUAGACUCCACUUGAAGUCUCUUGGUGCUGAACUCACUGUUCUCUCUAAGGAACAAGCUGACUACAUUCACGUUCCCGUUGAAGGUCCUUACAAGAACGAAGACUACAAAUAUUGA
Messenger RNA from Tetrahymena thermophila SB210, 1437 nucleotides. RefSeq names its product S-adenosyl-L-homocysteine hydrolase. Lineage: Eukaryota; Ciliophora; Oligohymenophorea; Hymenostomatida; Tetrahymenidae. Gene Ontology annotation, biological process: L-methionine cycle. Gene Ontology annotation, cellular component: cytosol. Gene Ontology annotation, molecular function: adenosylhomocysteinase activity. The transcript has a single exon. The record is from RefSeq and is a predicted model, not a curated record.